This is a messenger RNA of Scheffersomyces amazonensis, 1357 nucleotides long. RefSeq lists its product as uncharacterized. The record is from RefSeq and is a predicted model, not a curated record. NCBI's taxonomy places the organism in Eukaryota, Fungi, Ascomycota, Pichiomycetes, Serinales, Debaryomycetaceae. Gene Ontology annotation, molecular function: phosphatase activity. Gene Ontology annotation, cellular component: cytoplasm. The coding region runs from base 339 to 1268 and encodes 309 amino acids. The transcript has a single exon.
CAUGAAUUAAAUAAAUAGAAUACUUAAUUUCGAGGGUAAAGUCACGUGUGAUUUCCCCCCGAAAUAAACAUAUAUAAUAUAUAUACUUUUCUACUUUUUUUACUUUUUUUCUUGUACAUACUCACAGUGGUGUUGUUCCGUUGUUCAGGCAAGUGCUUUGAGGAAUGAUGUCAACAUCGACUGUUUUACCGACAUGCGACAUACACAAAUGACUUCGUGUUUAUGCGAACUAAUAUAACCUAGACUGACCCCAAUACUGUAUUAUUUACUACUUGUAACUUAGUACUCAUUUCUUUAUACUAUAACUAUUCCUGUAUUAUAUUAACACACAUAUAACUAUGUCAUUGUUAAUACCUCUGGCUCGUGAUCGUGUAGAUGCCCACGAAGAUUUGGACCAAGAUGACAUCUACUUUCAAAAACUCCUAGAAGUAAGUGAUAAACAUAAUUUUACAUGGACAUUCGAAACGGUUCCUGGAUUUUUUGUCCAGGCCGAUCCAGAAAAGGAUGACUUAUCAUUCAGAUAUACUGAAGAAAACUUUGGUAUUACUAAACCAUGGUCGGAAAUAAUUAAAGAAAUUGAUAAUUUAAAUAAAAAUUCCCUGGAUAAUAUAGAAUAUAAAGUAUUAUUUUUAGCCAGACAUGGUGAGGGAUGGCAUAAUAUAGCUACUGCUAAAUAUCUGAAACAAGAUUGGUUUUCUAAAUGGAGAUAUAUUGGAACUGAUGGAGAAAUAGUUUGGGGACCAGAUGCAAAUUUAACAACUUUAGGUAUAGAUCAAGCAUUAGAAAAUAAACAAGCAUGGAAUCAACAAAUUAAAAAUGGUGCACCAAUCCCAUCAAAAUUUUAUGUAUCACCAUUACAAAGAUCACUUCGAACAUUACAAUAUACAUGGGAACAUCAACCUAUACCUCGACCAGUUGUUGUUGAACAUUUACGAGAAACUAUUGGAGUACAUCUUUGUCAUGAAAGAUCUAAAAAAUCAGAUAUACAAAAUCAAUUCCCAAUGGUUGACUUUGAAGAAAAUUUCCCAGAACAUGAUGAAUUGGCUAAACAAUUCUCAACAAAAAGAGAAGAAUUAAAUGAACAAUUCUUAAGAAUUAAUCGAGUAUUACAAGAUAUUUUUACUAAGGAUAAAGAUCAUCAAUUUAUUUCUAUUACAUCACAUGCUGGAACAAUUCGAGCAUUCAUAACUGUAAUUGGUCAUAGAAAAUUUACUAUACCAACAGGAGGUAUGAUACCUAUAGUAGUUAAAGCUACUAAGACGUCCUAGUUUGGUAGCGCGCGACUUUUUUCUAAUGAGAUGAUGUAUAAUUUUUUUUUACGAUACAUAAAUAUAGAUAUUUACAUAGAGUUUACUAU